Messenger RNA from Cylindrotheca closterium, 1575 nucleotides. NCBI's taxonomy places the organism in Eukaryota, Bacillariophyta, Bacillariophyceae, Bacillariales, Bacillariaceae. The record is from the annotation of a GenBank genome assembly.
AUGGCAGUUUCCAACGGUUCUUGGUCCGUCGGUGAUGCGGAUCAAGAAGAAGCAGCACGAAAAGAGUUUGAAAUUUGGCCGCUUGAUGAGAGCAACGUUAAACUAUUGAAUCAAGUUCAUCCAAGAACCUAUAAAUCCACGGACGAACCUCCUGAAGUUUACGAUUUGAUUGCCAUUGGAGCUGGAGCAGGCGGUCUGGUCAGUUCCAAGCAGGCUGGUCGCCGGGGUGCCAAAUCUGCAAUGAUCUCGGAAAAGCUAGCAGGAGGUGAUUGUCUCAAUGUCGGCUGUGUUCCCUCCAAGGCACUGAUUCGAUCUGCACGAGCCAUGAAAGAAGUGUCACGAGCUGCUGAAUUUGGAAUCCAUUUGGAAAAUGUUAAACUAGACUUCGGAGCCGUCAUGAAACGGGUACGGGAGUUACGAGCCAAGAUUGCUCCAGUAGAUGGUCAUGAAGCCACAGAAGCUGCUGGUACCAAUGUCUUUCAGGGUCGAGGAAGGUUGACUGGACCAAACACACUGGAAGUCAAUGGACAAACACUAAGAUUCAAAGUCUGCGUCCUUGCCACGGGUGGAAGGCCAGCUGUUCCAAAAAACAUUCCAGGAUUACUAGGAGCGCCUUAUACAACCAAUGAACAACUUUUCAAUCUCCAGGAGCUACCGCCAAGGAUGGUGAUUCUUGGUGCCGGUGUGAUUGCUCUCGAAAUGGCUCAGUCAUUUGCUCUGUUGGGUUCCAAGGUGACUGUCGUCAACCGAUCGUCAAGACUUUUUGCGUCGAAGGGGGGUGAUGCAGAAGCAGCAGAAAUAUUGCAAAACGAAUUGGAAAAAGACGGUGUCAUCUUCCUCAGCGACGCCACUGUCUCACAAGUUGAAACGAUAAAAGGAAGUGCCGAUCCAUCGUCCUUUCCACUCAUGAAAAUCAAGGUGGCGGAUCAAGAACUCGAUUGCGAGUGUCUUCUCGUGGCCACGGGACGAGCCGCCAAUAUUGAAGAUCUUGGAUUGGAGGCUGCGGGAGUAGACUUUGUUCCUGGCAAAGGCAUUUCAGUGAAUGACUUUGGUCAGUCAGUCUCCAAUCCAUCCGUGUAUGCUGUUGGUGACUGUGUGGCCAAUGUUCCCAGAUUGACACACAUGUCGGGAGAAAUGGCCAAGGUAGUAGUGCAGAAUGGCUUGGCCGGAGAUGAGUGGAGACUGAGUAGCUUUGUUGUACCGGCUGUUGCUUAUACCGAACCUGAAUUUGCUACUGUUGGAAUAAUGUCUCAAGAACAAGCGGAUAAGGAAGGUAUCGAGGUGGACGUCUAUCGUGCCGGCCUGGAGCACAACGAUCGAGCCAUUCUGGAGAGCUCGAACGUUGGAUUUGUCAAGAUUGUCACCAAAAAGGACAGCGAUGAAAUCUUGGGAGCCACCAUUGUGGCUGAUCGCGCUGGAGAUAUCAUCAAUGAGAUAUCCUUGGCGAUGAAAGAGAAGAUUGGCCUGCGAUCUCUCGGUCGUAACAUACACUCCUAUCCUACGACUGGUGAGGCCGUCCAAGGAUGUGGACUUCAGUUUAUCAAUAAAAGUUGGACAAGAUUUGACCAAGUCUAG